Messenger RNA from Lactuca sativa (garden lettuce), 582 nucleotides. RefSeq names its product cytochrome b-c1 complex subunit 7-2, mitochondrial. Gene Ontology annotation, biological process: mitochondrial electron transport, ubiquinol to cytochrome c. The record is from RefSeq and is a predicted model, not a curated record. Lineage: Eukaryota; Viridiplantae; Streptophyta; Magnoliopsida; Asterales; Asteraceae. Gene Ontology annotation, cellular component: respiratory chain complex III.
CUGUGAUUACAAUAAUCCAAUUAAAGAGAAAGAAAGAGAAAGCUUCAUUUCGUUUCAAUGGCGACGUCACAGUUGGUGAGAACUAUUUUAGAUCCAACGAAAAACUGGUUCGCCGCCGUGCACAAGAAAACUAUCACGGAACGCCUGCGCAAAUACGGGUUGCGAUAUGAUGAUUUGUUCGAUCCGAUGGAGUGUUUGGAUAUCAAGGAAGCAAUGAGAAGACUACCUCGUGAGAUUAUCGAUGCUAGAAAUCAACGGAUUUUGCGUGCCAUGGAUCUCUCCAUGAAACACGAGUAUCUCCCCAAAGAUCUACAGGCACAACAGACACCAUUUAGGAGUUAUCUUACAGAUAUGCUGGCUCUGGUAAAGAGGGAGAAUGCAGAACGUGAAGCCUUGGGAGCAUUGCCACUUCAGCAGCGAACAUUACCAUAAUUAAUUAAUUAUGUCAUUUUGAUUUUGGGCUGCUGGAUAUUUCGGUUUAAUUCCUGUUCAUGGUGGGAUUUAGCAAGUAUUCAAAUUAUUAUUCGAUUCUGAGUGUUGUUGAAGAUCAUUUGCAUUAAUGUAUCGUUUCAAUUUUCAACA